Anolis carolinensis (green anole) is the source of this 12814-nucleotide messenger RNA. It is a transcript of the gene tulp4, whose product is annotated as TUB like protein 4. The record is from RefSeq and is a predicted model, not a curated record. Lineage: Eukaryota; Metazoa; Chordata; Lepidosauria; Squamata; Anolidae. Gene Ontology annotation, molecular function: protein binding. Bases 2160 to 6914 code for a protein of 1584 amino acids. The transcript has 15 exons.
GGCUGCGUCACGUGAAAGGGAGCCAGGCCCAGCAGCAGCAGAAGCCGCCGCCGCCGCCGCUCGGCCGGGAGAGCCAGGCUGGGCUUGUCGGGAACGGGGACCAAGCUGGCGAGGAGGAAGGCAAGGCAAGGCAAGGCAGCCUGGGCGAGGGGAAGCAGCCUCCUUGGAGAGAGAGAGAGAGAGAGAUUAGAAACACCCGAGAAGCCCUAAUUUUGAAGGACAGAUGGCUUACAAGACUGCUAUAGCUAAACAGUGAAGCCAGAUGCAACCGAAAUUGCCAAGUUGAAAGUGUGCCUGUGCAUACUGUGCAUACAACACAUGCAUACAUAUCUGCAGCCACAGAGACUGGCAGUUACAUACUUGAGAUAGUUUUAUCAAUUGAUGAAAAUUAAUUCAAGGACCAGAUGGAGCAACCUGGCAGCACAAGGACCAAAAGCCCGUGGAAUGCCAUCUGCUAACAAUGGUCAACCCUCCUCCUGGUUUAUAGCGCAUAAAAAGAAAAAUACCAGUAGUUGCAGAAGACGACAUUCUCUCAGCAUAGUAGAAAUGACACAAAUAUCUCUAUAAAAAUGAAACAGUUUCUAAGAGAUUGGUAUCAUCAUCCCCAAAAGAGGAAUAAUGUUCACAUUUCUUAUGAAUAUGCUUGCUAAUUUAACAGUAACAAAUAAUUGAUUGGCGGGUGAGAUUCUGAAAAAAGUGAUUUGUGGAGCAGUGGGACAGAUCUAAGAAGUUGAAUUCUGGAGACUUUGGCCUCUUGUGAUGAGUUUUGCAAUGAGAUGUGUUACUUUCUCUUCUCUGCUCUCCUUUUGUUUUGUUUUUGAUUCUUGUUAAUAUUACAAAUGCUGAUAAAUAUUUGUCCAUAAAUGUUACAUAGAGCAUUUGAACAUUUUUAGACAACAUUCUACAACUUCAAAUGUGUUGGUUGAAACUCUGACUCUGUGCUCUAUAAAAAAAACCAGUAAAAGAAAACAUAUUGACUGAGCAAAGAACACAUCCCUAUAGACUCUAAAGGGAAGGCAAGUUGGAUAUUUUUGAAGUGUGGGUCCCCUUCUCUUUUUUUCUUGUUGGCUAUUCUUCCUACUGUCUUGCAUCCUGUGGGAUCAGCAAGUAAUUGCUGGCUGGAUGUGCUUUUAGCUCUGGCACUUGUUUUUAUAAGAAGAUGAAAAGCAAGUUCUGUGAUUCUCUUCUUGCAGCAUAAAGGGAAAAGACAGAGGCGUCGAACAGCCUGAUGUUUUGGAGCAAAUUUCAUGGUUCACCUGAGGUGAACAUAUCUGCUUUAAAAGCUUAAAAGUGCCAGGGCGUUUUAAAAAACAGACUGCUAAAUGAGAAGGGACUUUUGUUCUUAUGCCUACAUGUGGCAUCAGGUCCUGAGGAGGCAGGCAAGACAGCGUGACAAACUGAGACUCCUGUGGAAGCUGCCAAGGAAAUGGGAUUGCCUUUGGAUUGCAAAAGCGCUUGGGUUGAACAGUGAGCAGUGGAGUCCAGAAAGGGCUUUUCUGUCUGGCCUGGCACAUUGUUAACUGCACAAAACUUUGUUUUGUGGUCUCACAUGGUCUGCGUGCCUUCCCCCUUCCCAUCUUUAUGCAAUCUGCUUCAGCUUUAGCGGCAGAAAUGUGUCUGAUGGGGAAGUUGUGUCCGAGGAUGGUUUUGGGGAAAGAUUGAAUGAAUGUCCAGUGUGCGUACCUAUGAAAAUCCAACUGGAGAAAAUCUUUAAAGCCUUAAGUUACUUGAAACCUACACAUCUGCAAACCUUUGUCUCUGGAAUUGCGUGAAGCUAUACUAGAAAUCUCAGGCGUUACGGUGGUUAUAUCCAAUUGAUCAAAAAGGCGACUUGCCGCUUCUUUGAGCGCCUCUCCUGCAGUAGCUGUUUCUCCAAAGGAUAAGUGUGCGAGGGCAACUCUUACAACUCUAAAUCAAAAUGAACCUAAUUUGUUUUUGUUUUUUUAAACAUUAUGUUUUCUUAGCCAACUGUCAUCAUCUUUUAUAGAGAAAUUUUUCACUAUGCAUUUGGUGGAUAUUUAUAAAAACUGACUUUUUCUUCUUUUCCCACUCCUCGUAUUUGGAUCUGUCCGAAAUUGUGGGCGUAUCAACAAAACAAAAGAUUUACAUUUUCUGCACUAGACGCAGUACUAUUUCAAAAGGGAAAAAUACAGUAAAGCAUGUAUGCAGCUGUGGAACAUGGGCCUGUUCUCUGCAGCGACUCCAACAUCCUCUGCCUCUCUUGGAAAGGCAGGGUUCCCAAAAGUGAAAAGGAGAAACCUGUGUGCCGGAGGCGCUAUUAUGAGGAAGGCUGGCUGGCAACUGGAAAUGGCCGAGGAGUAGUCGGUGUUACCUUUACUUCCAGCCACUGUAGAAGAGACAGGAACACACCGCAAAGAAUCAACUUCAACUUAAGGGGCCACAACAGUGAGGUGGUACUUGUAAGAUGGAAUGAACCAUUUCAGAAGCUGGCAACCUGUGAUGCAGAUGGUGGAAUAUUUGUUUGGAUUCAAUAUGAAGGCAGAUGGUCUGUGGAGCUUGUGAACGAUCGUGGGGCACAGGUGAGUGAUUUUACGUGGAGCCACGAUGGAACACAAGCACUCAUUUCCUACAGAGAUGGGUUUGUCCUGGUUGGAUCAGUCAGUGGACAGAGACAUUGGUCUUCGGAGAUUAACUUGGAGAGUCAGAUCACCUGUGGGAUAUGGACUCCUGAUGAUCAACAGGUCCUGUUUGGCACAGCAGACGGACAGGUGAUUGUCAUGGACUGCCAUGGUCGGAUGCUAGCACAUGUUCUCCUUCAUGAGUCUGACGGCAUCCUUAGCAUGUCCUGGAACUACCCAAGCUUCUUGGUCGAAGACAGUAGUGAGAGUGACACUGAUUCUGAUGAUUAUUCCCCACCACAAGAUGGUCCAGCUUCAUAUCCAGUCCUAGUUCAGAACACCAAACCAUUGCUCACUGUCAGCUUCACAUCGGGAGACAUUAGCUUGAUGAACAACUAUGAUGAUUUGUCCCCGACCAUCAUCCGUUCAGGGUUGAAAGAUGUAGUUGCUCAGUGGUGUACGCAAGGAGACUUACUGGCUGUGGCAGGAAUGGAAAGACUAAGCCAACUAGCUGAACUUAGUGGAGCUUCUUUUCUGAAAAGUGCACUCGUCAAGUUCUACAAUAUUCAUGGAGAACAUAUCUACACUCUGGAGACACCCGUACAGUGCCCUAUCAUCUCCAUCUGCUGGGGUCACAGGGACUCACGCCUGCUCAUGGCAUCUGGCCCUGCCCUGUAUGUCGUCAGAGUGGAGCACAGGGUGUCCAGCUUGCAGCUCUUGUGCCAACAGACCAUUGCUAGUUCCUUGCGGGAUGACAAAGAUAUCAGCAAACUCACCCUGCCUCCCCGCCUGUGCUCAUACCUCACCACUGCCUUUACACCAACGAUCAAGCCUCCUAUCCCAGAUCCCAAUAACAUGAGAGAUUUUGUUAGCUACCCAACAUCUGGCAACGAAAGGCUUCACUGCACAAUGAAGAGGACAGAAGACGAUCCAGAGGUUGGAGGGCCUUGCUAUACCUUGUACUUGGAAUACUUGGGAGGUCUGGUGCCUAUCUUGAAAGGAAGGCGGAUUAGCAAACUGCGGCCUGAGUUUGUCAUUAUGGAUCCUAAAACAGAUGGAAAAGCAGAUGAAAUCUAUGGAAACAGUUUGAUUUCCAGUGUGAUUGACAGCUGCAACUGCUCCGAUUCCAGCGAUAUUGAACUGAGUGAUGACUGGGCUGCCAAAAAAUCCCCCAAAAUCACUCGAGCUAGCAAAUCACCCAAACUUCCCAGAAUUAACAUAGAAGCUCGCAAAUCUCCCAAGUUAUCACGGGCUUCCCAGGAGAUAUCAAGGUCUCCUCGGCUCCCCAUCAGAAAGCCCUCUAUAGGUUCACCAAGUCUAACUCGUCGGGAGUUUCCUUUGGAAGAUAUCACUCAGCACAACUACCUUGCUCAGGUCACAUCAAACAUCUGGGGAACCAAAUUUAAGAUUGUGGGUUUGGCUGCUUUUCUUCCAACCAAUCUCGGUGCAGUUAUAUAUAAAACCAGCUUGCUGCAUCUCCAGCCCAGACAAAUGACGAUAUAUCUUCCGGAAGUACGCAAGAUUUCCAUGGACUAUAUAAAUUUACCUGUUUUCAACCCAAAUGUUUUUAGUGAAGAUGAAGAUGAUUUACCAGUGACUGGAGCAUCUGGAAUUCCCGAAAACAACCCACCAUGCACUGUAAACAUCCCAAUUGCUCCUAUUCACAGCUCAGCACAAGCAAUGUCACCUACUCAGAGCAUAGGGCUGGUUCAGUCUUUGUUGGCCAAUCAGAAUGUACAAUUGGAUGUCCUUGCAAACCAGACAACAUCUGUAGCAGCAGCAGAUCACAUGAAUGAUAAUGCAGUUCACUAUCCGAUCCCAAGCAGGUACUCCAACCCAGGCCAGGUGAUCUUUGGAGGAGUAGAAAUGGGGCGCAUCAUCCAGGCGCCCCCUCAGUUACCCCUGCCACCCCAGGGUGCAAUCCAGAUGGCAAUGAUGGACCACAGAGAUGGGGACAGGGACCAUGAACACCUCCAAAAAGCCAAAACAUUGCGGCCAGUACCACAGGUGGCUGAAGGAGAAGCGUCUGUUUUCAGCACUGCCCAAGAAAUCCAGAUGAACAAAAUGAAUCCCCCUCCGCCAUACCCAGGCACCAUACCAGCAGCGCCUACCACAGCACCUCCUCCUCCUCCUGUACCUCAACAACCUCCGGUAGACCUCUGUUUGAAAAAAGGAGAUUUCCCGCUUUAUCCAGCAGGACAUUAUCAGACUCCUCUGGGCUAUGAGAGAAUCACCACUUUUGACAGUAGUGGGAAUGUUGAGGAAGUAUGUCGACCUCGGACACGGAUGCUGUGUGCCCAGAAUACUUACACUCUGCCAGGGCCUGGCAGCUCUGCGACACUAAGAAUUACUUCAUCCGAGAAGAAGAUUCAGCAGCCUUGUACCAGCGCUACCUUGAACAGACUCACAGUUCCACGCUACUCCAUUCCCACUGGGGAUCCACCGCCUUACCCUGAGAUUGCUGCCCAGCUGUCUCAAGGUCGUGGCAUUACACAGAGGCUGGACAACAGCAUCAUCCAUGCCACUCUGCGGAGGAAUAGCAGGGAGGCAGCACUGAAAAUGGCUCAGCUGGUUGACAGCCAGAGAGCUACCCUGCAGCUCCCACCCAAACUAAAGAGCAAUGUUGUGGCAGCCCAGUACCAACAGAGGGCGCCAACAGCGCUGUACACCUGCAGCCAGUGCAGCAACAGUGGCAACACCAGUGGCGGGAGCAGUGGCAGUGCUGCUAAUAGUGGAAAUGGGAACAUCAGCAGUGCCAACAGUAACAACACAUCCAGCAUUGGCAACGUAAGAUCGGAUGUAACAAUGGGGAGCAGUUCUCAACACAGCUCUGUCAUUGCACACUCAGCCAGUACUUCGCCUUUGGCCUCCCAGUCCUCCUAUAGUUUGCUGGGUCCACCAGACAACUCUCAUGAACGGACAGACUACGUGAAUUCUGCCUUCAUGGAAGAUGAAGCUCUUUCUCAGCACUGCCCUGUGGAAAAGUCAAUGCGUCACGUUCCAGUUGCCAUGGCUGAGCCUAGCAUUGCUGUGAAAAGACCACCUCCCUAUCAGUGGGAACCUAUGAUGAGUGAGGAAAUAUGGGUUCCUCAACAAAGGACAGCAAAUACUUUGCCUCACCCUGUAAAAUCCACCCCUCUAGUCAUUGGCCAAGCUCAGCAUCUGGAUAUCUCCCGGGCACCAUUUAUUUCCCCCAAGUCUCCAACCAGUCCCACUGCCACUUUUCAGAUGAGUUAUGGGGUUGGAGCACCCUAUGUGGGGGGCUACAGUGUCCCUCCUCCACCACCACCACCUCUUCAGGGAAUGCAGGUGCCCUGUCCUCCCAAAGAAGGUCUGGCCCCUCCUCAAAUUGCACAACAGGAGCCAACAGUUGUGCUUCAACCAGGUUAUCCCUCCAACCUUUCUUAUUGCCCUUUGCCCCCCAUGUAUCCUGGAAAUAGCACUUGCUCGAGUUUACAGCUGCCACCGAUGGCCUUGCACCCAUGGAAUCCCUACAGCACCUGCCCACCUCCCACACAGAGUGCUCAAAGCACUCUCCCCCCAAAGCCCCUGGUGGUGGUGGAGAAGCCUGUUAUGUCUCCACCACCAGCAGAGCCGCAGGGUCAUGUGGGCUCAGAUGCCAUGGCAGAGACAGCAGACAACUUCCAAGAAGUACUCUCAUUGACAGAGAGCCCCAUCCCCCAACGGACAGACAAGUUUGGGAAAAAGAACCGAAAGCGCUUGGACAGCCGUGCAGAUGAAGGAAAUGUACAGGCUAUCACAGAGGGGAAAGUCAAAAAGGAGGCCAGGACAACACUCACCGAUUUCAACUCACUGAUAUCUAGCCCUAGACUGGGCAGAGAGAAGAAGAAAGUUAAAAAUCAGAAGGACCAGCUGAAGUCAAAAAAGCUGAACAAGAUGAAUGAAUUUCAGGACAGCUCAGAAAGUGAGCCUGAACUAUUUAUUAGUGGGGAUGAACUGAUGAAUCAGAGCCAGGGCAGUAAAAAGGGGUGGAAAACCAAAAGAAAUUUGAGGACAGCCAAUGAACUUGAUGAAUUUAAGUGCCGAAAAGCAAAUGAAAAGGAAGAUGGGCGGCUGGGCAGCCAGGGCUUUGUGUACGUAAUGGCUAACAAGCAGCCGUUGUGGAAUGAGGCGACACAAGUUUAUCAGCUGGACUUUGGAGGGAGAGUGACCCAAGAAUCAGCAAAAAACUUCCAGAUUGAGCUGGAAGGGAGACAGGUCAUGCAGUUUGGGAGGAUUGACGGCAACGCUUAUAUUUUGGACUUCCAGUAUCCAUUUUCAGCGGUGCAGGCCUUUGCAGUAGCUCUGGCAAAUGUGACUCAACGCCUAAAAUGAAAAAAGAAAGAGGAGAAAGAGAGGGAAACACUUAAUAAAUCUUUCUCGUAAGGGCCAGCCCAGAUGGUCUGGCAGCGAUGUACAAAGGAGUCUAGGAGUGAAGAAGGAAGUGCAACUGGAAAAAAGUCUCCAAAUGCCCCAAGAAGGGCAAUAGCUUCGAACAUUAAUGGGGAUCGGGUGGGGCUCCUUUGGUUUGGGAUUUAUUUUCUUUGACUCAACAGUGUGCUGGUUUUUCAGGAUGAGCAAAGAAUGAGAGCUAUUCUGUGUUCUGUUGGGAAAUGUAGCUUUUGGCUUGUUGUGAUGGUUCUUCUGUGUUUGCCGCAAAAAGUAGCUAAUGUAAACCAAUAGAGGGACUUUAAAAGACUGCCCUUCUUUUUUUGCAUUUGUGCAUUCUUUUAUAGAUUGCCUUAUAUCAUACUGUUUUUUUAAAAAAGCAGGGAACAUAAUCCCCCAGACCACUUUGUACAUCAAUAAGUAAAUAGCAAAAAACCCAUACUUGAAAACAUAUGGUUAUUCUUUGGAAAUAGAGCACAGUAUGCACCAUGGAGGUUUUUUGGAAUUUCAUACUUUGUUUUUAAAAUAUCAUUCAAAGGAGAGAGAGAAACCUUUGGGGUGGUUUGAAAAAAGGAAGACAUCUUUCUUCCUUCCUUUUUCCUUUCCUUUCCUUUGUUCUGUGUCUUGGGUUAUGAGUCUGUACCAGCCAUUAACAAAUUGAGGAAAUGUGAUUAAGCAAACAAUGUUGGUUUAAAAUACUUACACUGCUUUUUAUUCAGAUAUGUAGGAUAAAAAAUUGUGACCAGAGCUAAGAAAAGUUAUUUUGGGGAUUCUGGGCAUUGUGGUCCAAACAAUAGCUUUCCAGAGCUUUGCAUAGUUGUAACAACUAAGCAGCAGCCACAGCAGCUGAUCUUCACUUCAUAAUGUUUACAUCUGAAUAACAGUGUACCCUGUGAACAAUUAAAGAUCUAUGGUCAGUUUUGCAACAUUAUAAUGUUAAUGAUAUGGAUACAAGAUCUCUUCACAGUAUACAGCUAUAGUGUUAUGAUUCCACUUUAACUGCAGUGGUUCCAUCCUAUGGAAUUCUAGGAUUUCUUCUUUUAGAGAGGGGCAUCUAGAUUCCCCACCAGAGAGCCCUUGUGUCUUACCAAACUGCAAACUCCGGGAUUUUAAAGUGUACAGUCAUAGCAGUCAAAGGAGCCCUCGAUGGCACAGUGGGGUAAACCUUUGUGCCGGCAGGACUGAUGACAUGAAGGUUGGGUUGCUGACCUGAAGGUUACCAGUUCAAAUCCUACCAGGAGAGAGCGUGGAUGAACUCCCUCUAUCAGCCCCAGUCCCAUGCGCAGACAUGAGAGAAGCCUCCCACAAGGAUGGUAAAAACAUCAAAACAUCUAGGCAUCCCCUGAGCAACGUCCUUGCAGAUGGCCAAUUCUCUCCCACCAGAAACUUGCAGUUUCUCAAGUCGCUCCUGACACGAAAAAAAUAGCAAUCAAAGUAGAAGUGCUGUGACUAUGUAAUGUGAAAGGGUUUAUACGCUGAAGCAUUUCUUGUCUUUGUCAAGAAUUGGACUUAAUUUGUAUAGUUAUAUCUUGCUUUCAGGAUGGGCUAAGAUCUAAUAGGAUCAUAUAGGGCAGCACUGGCAAGAAUUUGCUUGGUUUCUGAAUGAAUGCAUAAAAGCAGACUGUGAUAAGGAUAGUUCGAAUAAUCUGAGUUUCACCAGAGGAAGAUGAAUCUGGUCUUAAUGGCUGGAGAAGGGAAGACGGCUGAUAAAAGGCAGGGUGCAAAUAUUGUUUGGAGUAGAGACCAGUUCGGCAAGGCCAAAGCCAGCAUUUGUUCAGUUAAGAGCCCACGAGGAUAUAUAGCCAGGAUUCGUCAAAAAGGAUCUCAGUAGAUUGCUGGAAGUGGCGCCAUGUUCCAGUAUUUCUUAUUCUCCAAACAUUCUUGUUCACAAUCAGGGGUGCUAGAAAACAAAUCAAAAAGUUUCUGAUUCAAGUCCGAUUGAUUCUGGCAUCCUACUAAUUGAGCAAAGAAAGAGUUGGUGAGCGCUUGCUAUUCUGUAGUCAGAGCAUGUCUUCUCUGGUUAUAAAUUGAAGUGGGCAAUGCUCCAGAAAACAGAUUGAAAGCCCAAACUGAUGGAGAACAUAAUGGUUUCUUUAAUCAACUUUAUGUAGUCAGAGAGACUGUUUCUACCUGAUGAACUCUCCAUUAUGUGUCAGAGGCCAUGACAGGUAUUUCAGAAGAGAUGGUUUAAAGAGAGAACAAAUCUGUUUGAUAAACCCAUUAUGCUCCUGUAUUUUCCUGAUUUUGAACUCGCUCUAUCAAUGAGUGUGUGCAAACUGAAAUAAAUUCAAUGUGUGAUUUUUCACACCACAUAGCAAAUAUAUUGGCCAGAGAUAACAUUUACACACUGUGAAGUUGCUGUGAAGGUUGUGUUGUUAUUCAGCUCUUUUUUCUCUCCAGGAGAGGAUAUUCACCAUAUUUUGUAUUUUUAAAAGAUAUCAAACAAAACUUUAAAGCUAUUACUAGGAGUGAAAUUAGGCUGGUGAUUGUUAGCAGGUUAUUCUUUUGCUCUGUUGUCUCCCAGCAGAAAAUCUGUUGGCAAACAAGAGCAUGUAUAGACUGAAUGAACUCACAUAAUUCAAAUUUCAUAUUCCAAACUUUGAUCCAGGAAAAAAAAAUCUGUGAUAAUUAUAACAUAAUAUAGACUUAAUGAAGAGAGAGCCUUGAUUUUCUACCUGUUCUCCCCUAAAUAUUUGGGGGGAUAUUUUGUAGUUCAUUUCAGCACCCAAACAGAUAUGUGCAAAAGAAAAUUUCUCGCUCCACAUAUCUUCCUGGAAUUGUUUCCCACUGUCCCUAUACAGGCUUUCCACUGGGGGAGUAUGGAAACUGUGUUGACUAGCAUGUAUUAAGCUGACAUGUUAAAAGCACAUCAUUUUCCUGUAGCACUGUGCCCUUCUUUUUUGAUAUCUGUGUGGUCAUCUCCCGCAGUCCCAUCCCCGACUCUCACAACUGGAAAGCCUAAAAAGGUUUGACACAAGUGUUUACCAACUUGUGGGCCACAGCAAUCAGAAUUACUCACCAUUGGCCAGGCAGCCAAGAGUUUCUGGAAGUGAAGUCCAAAAACACCUGGAUAAACAAAGUAGGAAGCAUUGUUUGACACAUAAGAAAGAAACUGAGGAUCCCAACUAGUUGCCUUAACAACAGGAAUAAAAAAUGAUGGAAGAAAAAAUUAUAGUAACAGAUAGUAAAAGGAAAGACAAGAUAUCAAAUGGAGUUUUAAAUUUUAAACAUCUGUAAAUGUGAAGUGGAUGUGAGGUUGUGGUGUUUAGCAACACUAGGCACCAUUCAUUUUAAAAACAAAGUUUUUUUUCCAAAAUGGGGCAAAAUAAAAUGUAGGGAGAACUGUGAGUGUGUUACUACUUGGCAUCCUUGGGUAAGUACCAGUGACUUGGCAAACUAAAAUGAUGACCUGGUACUCCAGGCAGUAAAAAGCAUCUGGAUAUAAGCACUCAUUUUCCACAAUGCCCCUGACCUAGUAUCACUCCUGAGACUUGCAGGUGGGAAAAGGUUAGAACCCGGGCCCAGCAGACUGCCACCAUAUUCAGGUUUGCCCAUUAGGACAUACUGAUGCAGAAGAGGAUCAUUGGAAGACAUGCUGUCCAUGCACAAAAGUAGUGUCUUGGACUGUAUUAGCAAUCAAUCAAUCUAAUGCCAAAAUAUGAAAACAUCCAGAUCAAGUCUUGUUCUGUAGACAAAUGAUUAAUUUUUAAAGUGCCAAAUUCUACAACUAACAAAAAUGUUUUAACUACAGAUUCCAGUUCUACAAGAGAAUUUUGAAUCAUUUGAUGGGUUUACACAGACCACUGACUAGGAAAAGGAGAUUUGCUCCAUCCCCUGUUACAAGAUCGUAAUGAACAUUGUGGUCCUCUCUCUGCUUUGGUUAACAUACAUACCUUGAGACGUCGCCCAGUAUACUGUUAAUUGCUGAAUACUCUUGUUUUCAUAAACUCGAUACUAAUAUUUAGGUAAAGCCCCAGGAACAGAUGAGCUGGACCCAGUGCUAAGCAUUUCAUUUAAAGGGAAGUCUUGGAAGAUGUAGAGAAAAUAAAGCAUUGUAGUACUGUGGUUUGUUUUUGAUGUGUUUGUGAAAUGUAAGGCAGAACCAACUCAACUUAGUAAAAAGAUAAAACAGAAAGACAGUAAGGCCAUACUCAUUGUUGAUAUUAAACGUUUCAGUCUUGGACUGCAGCUCAGUAAUCUGUGAGAGAAAGAUUGCUUCCCAGUCUGAAGCACAUUUCCUUGGAUUCAGGAAUCCAGUUCUUUCUAGAAACUUAUCCAUACACCUCCUAUUAGGAAGCUUUCUGUGCUCCAGUGGAAUGAUCUUAGCUAGUUGACUGCUUCAGUGGUUGUCUAGAUCAGUUGGUCAUUUAUCUGGGCCAAAGGCUGUAGCAUGAAGGCACAUGACACAGCAACUGGGCUGAAGCUUAGCAGAAUUAAGUCUUUUGAGGACCUUACCUCAGCUGUCCUGAGAUACAGGUGUGAUCUAAAUAGAGCUUCAGAAAACCCCUGUGAUUUUGGAUUCUUUCUGCUGGCUGGGAGAUUCUAGAGUUGUGAUCAAAAUGGAAACCUUCCCAAACUUGAAUUAUACAUGAAUAAGCUGUACGUUUCUAUAGGGAAGGGAACGUGUAGCAUCUUGUGCAGGUAGGAUAUAUUUCAUUGAUUCCCCUGCUUUCUCAAGAUCCUUCUACACAUUAUGUAAAACCAAAUUUAGGUUUACCCACAAUUUCAAACUAUUGGGGUAUAGAGAGGUGGGAUCUGAUUAUUACCUUUUCAGUAAGGAUAAUGUGUUUGUAACCCAAUAUGACAUGCAAAGCACUAUCUCCUGCUUAAAGGUUUUUUUUGGGAAAGUUGGGAAGAUUUUGUCUUAUUAAAUGUUUGCUCUGUCUCAUAAAUGGCUGUCUGAAGGAUGCUCUCAAGUAAUGUAUUAAAAUGAAGAAAAAACUGGAAUUUUUUUUAAAAAAAUCAGAAGAUGCUUGUAUUUCAAGUGUUUUGUUAAAAUAGUGCUCAAUGAGCUCAUGCUAUAAUUUCCACCAUUACUGUCAUUUAAAGUUCCUUUUUAAGUCUACAUUUUCCUCUCCUUUUUCUUUUUGUCCCAAUUUGGCCACUUAUUUUGUUUUUUCUUCUUUGUUUAUGUUGUACCCUUUCCUGUACAUUAUUUGCAGGAGGUUUUUAAGGAUCUUGCUGUUUGUUGUAGAUACAAUUUUUGUAUUGUUGUGGAAUUGCAUGGGGAUAUGUUUGAUUGAAAAAGGCAUUGUAAUCUUUAUUGGAAAAGGGUCAUUUUUUCCUUCAAAAAUGCAUUUGUUUAUAAAUGCAUCAUUUGCGUACUGUAAACUUUGGUUAUUGUUUAUUGAUUUAUUACUUUUGGGAAUUUGUAUUGUUAUUUUAAGGUUGUUUUUAGUUCUAUUUUGAGUUGGGAUUUUCUUUUAAGUUCAAGAAUCUUUAUGCUCAGAUGCAUGGAUUUCCUAACCAUGCCAAACCUGCAUGAUGUUCCUGGUUCUGCAGAGAAAAUGGUACACUUCUCCAGUGACUGGUUCAUACCGACAAUAUUUUUAAAUGGCCUUUUAAACACUAUGGAUUAUUAUUUUUAAAUACACCAUUGAAACCUGGGCUUUCUUUGUAAUUAUGACCCUUCCCAUGACCUUCCUCUCCUGUUAUGUGCCCUAUGUAAUAGAUUGUGCAGAAGGUUCCUAGAAAGCAUUAAAUGGUUUCCCUUCAAUAAUGUGUUCUUUUCCAAACUUUUGACUGUCUACAUGAUUGAGAUUCGAUCAGUUGCCCUAUUUUCCUUGAUGAAUUGGAAUUGUAAGACUUGUCCAGGUGUUGCUUAUUAAAUUUUUUGCAAACUAUAA